GCGGCGGCAGCUCGCCCUUCUGGUCGACGCCGCACAAGGAGCGCGACAAGGACAAGGAGAAGGAGCACCACAACGCGGCCAGCGCGGGCAGCUCGCCCAGCACCCCCAGCAAGCUCAUGAAGGGCCGGCACCAGUUCAAGCGGCGGUUCUCGCUGCAGCCCUCAUUCCUCAAGGACGACCACCAUGGCCUGGACGACAGGCACGGACACAGGGGCGGCGCGCACGCGGCCGCGACGGACGCCGACGGCGAGGGCGAGGUGCCCGGCGUGGCGGGCGCCAAGGUGCGGCACAAGGUGGUGGUGCUGGGUGCCGCCAAGACGGGCAAGUCGGCGCUCAUCACCCAGUUCCUGUACAACACGUUCUCGCCCAAGUACAAGCGCACCGUCGAGGAGAUGCACCACGGCGAGUUCAGCGUCAACGGGGUGAACCUGACCCUGGACAUCCUGGACACAGCCGGCUCGUACGAGUUCCCCGCCAUGCGCGCGCUGUCCAUCAAGUCGGCCGACGCCUUCGUGCUGGUGUACGACGUGACGGACGCCGACACCUUCGAGGAGGUCCGCACCACCCGGGACCAGAUCCUGGAGGCCAAGGGCGCGGACUCGCCCAUCGUGGUGGUGGGCAACAAGAUCGACCUCCUGGAGAGCAAGGAGCGGGAGGUGGAGCUGGACACGACGGAGACGGUGGUCACGGUGGACUGGGAGAACGGCUUCGUGGAGGCGUCGGCCAAGGACGGCACCAACGUGCCGCAGGUGUUCAAGGAGCUGUUGUCGCAGGCCAAAGUCAAGUACAACUUGAGCCCCGCCCUGCGCCGGCGCCGGCAGUCGCUGCCGCCGCACCCCGGGCCCGGCGGGCCGUCGACGCCGUCCUCGGCCGCCAUCCCCUCCCCCGCGCAGCUCCAGCACCUCCAGCAGCUGCAGGAGCGGCACGCGGGCGGCAAGAGGAACAGCUGCGUCAUCUCGUAGGGCUGCCUGGCCUUGGCCCUGGCCUCCAGGGUGGGAACCACAUUCGACCCAGUGUCCGAUGAGUCCGAACCCGCCGCCGCCCACACUGUAACUUACGGUGUGUACUCCGCACACAACGGCACGCGCGGCUGCGCAGCGCCGGCUACGCGGGUUCCAUAUAUGUAUUAUUUUGUUUUUGUCUUUUCUUCUCCAACUACUGUCAUUUUUUUGUGUAAAGGUUUCCGAAACCGUUCGUUUAGGUAUGUCUGUUGCGAAAGAAUGAACUCUGUGACUCUAUCUGUGUGGGGUGUAUGCUUUCAAUAUUUUCUUGCAAGAUCCAGCCUUAGGCAUCAGGUUUCGUAAAAAAAAAAUGAAAAAAUUGUUGUGCGUCAAUUUUAUUGUUUGGAGUUUUGUUUCUCACGAAUAAAUUGGCUGUGAAUGUGAGGCAGUCGUGGCAAAGUUAAAAAAAAA
Molecule: messenger RNA, 1412 nt
Organism: Thrips palmi
Lineage: Eukaryota; Metazoa; Arthropoda; Insecta; Thysanoptera; Thripidae
Product: ras-related protein Rap-2a
Exons: 4
Coding region: 117-962 (281 amino acids)
Molecular function (GO): GTP binding; GTPase activity
Source: RefSeq, a predicted model, not a curated record